Molecule: messenger RNA, 7120 nt
Organism: Anopheles coluzzii
Lineage: Eukaryota; Metazoa; Arthropoda; Insecta; Diptera; Culicidae
Gene: M7BP
Exons: 19
Coding region: 573-6323 (1916 amino acids)
Source: RefSeq, a predicted model, not a curated record
GAGACUAGAGGCAACCGUUCCACACGAGGACACUGAACAACUUCCGAUGCACGGUGCUGGGGCGGCUGCCUUAGGAAACAGUCCCCAAUCCGGUGUGUACCGUAAGCAAAGGCGCUUGCAUUGUUGGUAGUGAAACGUACUGAAAUGUUUUAAAGGUGAUCUGUGAGAAAAGUCUUCCCCUGCUCGGUUGUGUCGGUUCUUGUAGUGUGGUGAAACAGUGCCCCAACGUAAAUCAAACCGAUUAAACGCGAUCGCACAAUCCGAUCUGAUGGUGCGGAAAAUGGACAAUUAAUGUGAAAGUGAUGAUACGUCCUGUGCUGGUUGGGAAUCUUCCCAUACCCCAUCCUGAAGGAACGCCUGAGGAGAAUGUGGUGUAGUUGCGGUUGUGCGAUACAGCAUAACAGCAUAGGCGGGUAGCGUUCCGGUGAGAUUGUCUCCUGCAAAUAAAAAAAAGAAACCCCAAGACGACAAAGUGUAGACGAAACUAAGCCCAACCUGUCGCAGUCAUCGAAAGAGCGCAGGAGGGAGAGGCGAACACUUCAACGAACGCUUCACACAAAACACCGGUUGGAAUGUUGCCGGCGGAUCGGUUUCUCAGCAGUGCGUGGCUGCCAGGGUCAACGAUGAAGUUGACACCGGGCGCGGGCAUCACGUUGCUGAUCGGCAUCGCCGGUAGCAUCUUUCUCGUCGCCCAAAGCCAUCGACUGUUGCGCAGUAAACUCAGCCAACGACGGCGCUCUACCCGGAAGCCCGAUGCGGCAGAGUGUUACAUGUGUAACGCAAACGUCGAGCUCGAAACUCCAGACAGCUUCGCAACAUGCCGCGGUUGCGAAAAACUGGUCUGCCGGGGCGAAAACUGCUGCCAGUGGGUGGAAUCGAUCGGCAUCUGGGAAUGUACCGGCUGUCAGUCGAAUCGCGUUAUCCAGCAGAAGGCGGGCGAAUGGCUGCUGAAUCAGUUGACCGUCCGGCUGAAGCACCCGGGCCCGGUAGAGCUGAAGGACGGCAAUCUGCUCGGUCUCGGUUUGGACACGGACGAUGCUCGCAGCACCACUUCCAGCACAACGACGACCGUUUCGGCCAACCAGCGUGUGAAGGUGCGAGAAUUCAUCGAGGAGCUGCUGUCCGCUAUGCUGCACGGUCCGCUGGACGAUGUAUCCGUUGGGCAGCUAAUGAAACAUGAAAGCUAUUUAAGACUUUUUCGCAAGUUCCACACACGUUUGAGCAGGUGUCUGUACAAUCUAGAACGCUCGAUCCAUCACUCACUAAUGUCGGAUCUACCACUAUGGGAAGGUCAACAGCAGCAUCACAGCCCGAGCGAUCAGCACUUCGAGCUGAAGCGACUGAUACAGAAGAUACUGGAAGAGAUCGCCAAGCUGCCGGAGCUGCUGAACCACAGUGGCCUUCCGCUACGGCCGGAAGAGCAUCUGCCGUACUUCGAUCCGAAGAAGUACGAGCAGCUGUUGGCCACUGCGGUGCUGAACAAGGUGGUGGACGACUAUCGGAAUCCGAAAAACUUCACCGACGGCGGUGACGUGGCAGGCAAGGGGCAGACCGGCGCUGGUGCCACCCCGUACACCGGUACCACGGUGGACAUUAACCACAAUCAGCUGUCCGAGACGGGUAGCAGCCGAAGUUUGCUGAGUAAAGAAAGCCUCAGACAGAUGUCCGUAACGGCUGACGAUCAAGCACCACAACCACACGAAGGCGUCAGCUACAGUGCGAUCGGCACGGAAAGGCGACUCUCCGACACUGACGAAUCCUACCUGAGCGACUACAUCCAGCGGCAUAAAGUCCCGCUGCCCGAUCUGUCCGACACGACCGGAUCCGGGUCCGGUGCCGAGGACGACGAUCUGCAAUCGCUCAAGUCGAACGCGACCGAUGGUACGUGGGAGGAAAAUUGGCUGUUCCGCAAGCGGCAACUGAAGACGACCGAAUCCUCGAUCGCCAUGCUCGUACCAUCGCCCACCGAAGAGGUGAAGGCACUGAUCGGGGACAAGAAUGCGGACGAGAUUAGUGAUCUGUCUGAGGCAGGAUCAGACUGUGAAGGGUACGAGUCGGAUGGGAAUGUGAACGGUGGCACUGUACCAUCGGUAGCGCCUGUGGUUGUGGCAUCAAGCAGCAAAGACACAACGAGUGAGGGAAUUUCGUCCUCCUCCAAGACACAAUCACUGGACGAGAUCCUGCCGCCCGACAGUCUCGUGUCGAUCAACUCGUUGCCGGUCAAUGAGGAGGCACUGUCGGAAGCUACCAACAGUCAGCUGCUGGCCGAUCAGGUCGCACAGAACGGAGCCAGUGAACGUCUGCAGGUGGACGAUCUGAUCAGUAUCGAACCGGUGGCGGACAGGGUGGAAACGACCAAUCCAACCCUGACCAACCCGUUCCUGGACGAUGUGUUUGAGGCAAACAACAAUGUUAUAACGGACGACGUGAAGAUGCUGCAGCGUACCGAGACAGGGGACAAUCGCAGUUCCGCCACCGAAUCCAACGGUUACGGUGACCGAAAAGAAAUCCCAAUAGAUCGAGACCAACCUCCGUGUAGUAGAGAAGCCGCAACCAAAUCUCCCCUUCCUUCUAAUAAGCGGUGCUUCUCAAUCCCCAAUUAUGUGUACAGUAACUCUUGCACGUCUGUCCAAAAAGUAGCACCAAAAACAAAACCUUCCCAAAUUCGGCACACAAACGCACACCCUUCUCCAUCAAAUCCCGUAGCAGUAGACAGUGUAGUAGUGGUAGCGGUUGCGCCUCUAGCGGACAGUAGCCCAACUAAUGGUAAUGGUAGUAGCGUGGAUAGUAGUGUAGAAACAGAUAGUAUCAUCGAUAGUAGUAGCGUGAAGACUAACAAACUGGAGUUCUUAAAACAACCGGAAGUGCUGCUCGAUUCUCGUUCACCACCGGACUCGCCAGUGCAGCAGGUGCUGUCACCGCAUCCGAUCAUGAUGACGAUCACGGACGUUUUCGAUCGGUUGGCGAACAGUUCCCCACUGACAGCCAUCUCGGAGGAGCAACCGCCGGCAGUGCUGGAUGAAAUGGUUGAUAGCGAACCGCCAACGCUGGAAGCGAUCACGGAAGAAUGUUCCGGGCUGGUGGAAGAAAAACAUCCCGUCCUAUCCCCAUCAGACAGCGUACAGGUCGAGCAGGAUGAGAGCGAGUAUCGAACAAUUUCCGAAGCAACUAACAACAGUCUCCUGCUGGCGGAUUCGUUCGAAGGACUUGAAUCGUUCGAUACGUACGAGCCAGGGAACGAUGAGUUUUGCUCGCUUAUGGAACCGAAUGACCCCGAUCGAACGCCGGAACCCGGGCCAUCACCUGAUCUGCUACAAAUACGGGAAACACCACCAGCUGCAUUGUAUGUGUGCAUUCAAGAUCAGCUUGAGUUUGCAGAGCAGUUGAGAUCACUGGAAGAGGAUGCUACCAAGCAGCACGACCCUUUUGAACGUACACCAGACGAUCAACCAACUCGGGUAUCGCUUCAGCCCGAUCUGGUAACGUUCGACAACAAUGCCCCGAGUCCGGAUUCGGGUCCACCAGGGAUAGUGGCCGUUACGGAGCAGAUGCGUGCGUACUGUGAAGAAUUAAAAGCCAUACUAAAUCUUCCUGAAGAUGAAGAACCCUCUCAGGAACUGUCCGUCCCCUUAGAGCCGGAACCGGAACAGUGGGAAAUUGUGGACACACCGGAAGCUCUGGAAGCGCUAGAACAGUUCCAAAAUGAGCUGCUGAUUGCUGUUAGCGAUCCAACGCAAACCGAUGUUCGACCGUGCAGUAAUCAUGCGAUUCGGGAAGAACCACUGCUGGAGCUUGAGGACAGAUUCCCCGGCCCAAUUGAGGUGGCCGGGCUGCAGAUGGCACAGUACAGUGACAGUUUGAAAAGCCUGGAGUACGUCGAGGAAGGAACUGUGAUGGAUGAGGAAACGUUACCCCUUCCAGACGCUUACAUCGAACGCGGGGAGUCACCGCAAGCGUUGCUUGUAUCUUCAGAAGAUUCUUCACAGCCCAUAGUAACGGUCAGCCAUACACCUUCUACCGAGCCGGAACCAUCCAUCACGACAGUGAGCCUGCCACGGGAGGAACACCCACCGACCAGCACGGAAGAAACGAUGCUCACGUCGAUGGAGUCCCGGGACGAGUCGAAGAUCGAGGACACGAGCAUGCCCGCGUUCAGUGAUACCGAGCUUCCCUCCCUCUCAUCGCCAUUCACUUCCUUCUCACUUACCAAUUCUACCAUUAACAACAACAACAACAACAAUUGCAUGCCAACUAACAUCAGCCUCACGGAACAGGGUCCUAACCAUCUUGUCACUAACCACACCUCGAAUAACACGAAUCCAAGUAUUGAAGUAGGCGAGUCUGCGCUGGAAGUUGAUCCAGAGCAACCGCAAGCAGUGGAAUCGGUCGCUGACGUAUGUUCGCUCGUUCCAGCACAAAUAGCAACCAAUGGAGGCGAUGUACCGGAGGUACAGGGUGAUUCUGGAGAGCAGGACGCGUCCGUGGAUGCACCGGACACGCUCAUACCAGGAUCCAUUGCCGAACGGGAGCAUCUGAAGUGGCGCAAUGCCAAACCGAUCGCCAAUAACCCGUACUCGCCCGAUGUGCUCCAGCGUCGGCUGUCGGAAAAGACACGCCCGUCCAGCAUGAUCGAGAUCGAUCGGUUGGUGCGGAAGGAGGCGGCCCCAGCCACCGGAAGAGCUGCCGGCGGUGUGCUGAUCGACGAUGAGGAAACUCCAAAGGAACCGACGGAUUCGGGGACAGAAAACGAUCGCUCGUUACAGUCGGUGACGGGUGGCGUACUGACAGAAACGAAGAAGAUCGGUCGCGAGUACUACAUCAACGAUCCAGAGCGUCUGCGUGCGGGCGGUGCCCCCUUAAAGUCCACCCUAGGUCCCCAGACGCAAACCCAGCAGCCAUCGCACAGUACCGACGACGAGAAAUCCCUUCUGCUUGGCCGUGCUGUGGAUGAGAGUGAAGCUGCAGCCCCUCAAAAACUCACCCCCGAACCGGUCAGCUCCCUGUACCGCUCGAGCAGCGUCGGUAAGCAGCGAGACCCCAGGGCGGAAGACAUCUUCGCUGCCCGCCCGGUACAGGUGACGGCAGACGAUCCGAUCCUGCAGCAGGGCACGAAGGUGAGCUACCUCAGUACGGCGGCCCGCGAGAUCUAUCUCGUACCUGUGGAGUCAGAACCGAACGGAGGCUCACUGAUGAGCUCUUCCUCUGAGCUAAGCUCCGUUCACUCACCGACGAACGCUCAUCAGCGCCCGGAGCUGGAUAGCCUUACGUACAGCGAAGACUCGGAUGUGACGCGUAUCUACGACCUAACGACCGGGGAGGCAAAGGUCGUCCGUUCGUGUCACUCGGAAACGGAGCCACCGCACGAUACGAUCCUGCAAAUACUACCUCAACCCUCACCGACCAAACAACAGCCAGCGACGAUGGCGACUGCCCCUAGUCAUGAACAGUUGUCGUCGUCCAAUGUAUCGGCCCUUAAAAGUCAACUUUCUACCGGCGAACGGGCGGAUGCUGGAAGCUAUCAUCGCCGUUCGCCAUUUCCCGUGAAACCACUCUCGCCCGAAACGAUCAAAUUCUUUGCGCCGAAGCGAAAGCUUAGCUUUACCGGCAGCACGAACAGUUUGGUGGGGGAGUCGGGGAGCAAGGGAGCUGGUAGUGAGCAGGGUACUACACACGUGCUGCCCUCGAUGCACUCGUCGCUGCACAUUGACUAUCCCGCGAGCCGGAGCACGACGGGCAGCGAGUUUGCGAUCAUCGAGAAAGAUGUGAUCGAUGUGCUGCCGUCGGUGAAGGAGCUGGCCAAGUGUUACAGUGGUAGCACGAGCGAUGUGUCCACGUUGCCACCGAAACCACUGUACAAACCGAGGGUCAAGCUUAGAAAGGACUUUAUCCGCCAGUCGUCCGAUGUGCUGAACGAGGAAGGCAUGCCCAACACGAAGGGCCAGCGGCAGUACAGCAGCACGAGCAGCAUAGCGGUGCGGGACGAGAUACGGGAGAUCCGAAAGCUCAACCUGGAAGCGUACCGACAGUCGACGUACUACCCGAUGGCUCCCGGGCACAGCAUAACGGCGCGCAGCCUGUCGAAGCAGAUCCGUGAGCAUAAGAGCAACGUUACAGACGACCAUAAGGUGGGCCACCACCAGCAGGAGGAGCAAGCGGCACCAGCACCGUUGGUGCCGGGUGGUGCCGACGGUGAGCUCAACGGAACCGAUGCAGACGACGAACCCGGCCAUGCAUCUCCGGAGCGUCCCGCCAGCCCCGUACUACUGCCCGGCCAUCUGAAGAGUAGCAUACAGUUUUUCGAAAGCCUCAAGAACAAACCGUAAUAGCCAACCGGACACGAGAGCAGCAAAACACUCGUCUGGAUGGGGAUCACACUGCAAACUCACGUUGAAAGUGUACGACCUUUUUUUGUGCCAUUUGUGUAGUCGCCCCAGCUGGAAGCGUCAUUUAGUCAUCCUUCACAUACUUCACACACACACACACACACACACACAUACACACUUACAUACUCACCUGUCGCAUCGUUGUCCUUCGUCAUCGCUCACUCAUACGUGGUAGGAUUUCCGUUACACCCCUUCGUGUUAAGGCUUUGUUUUAGGUUCGCGCGCGCGUGUGUGGGUUUUUGUUUCUGUGUGGUAGGCCAUCUUGUUUCCUCUCGCACCAGUGGCGACAAUUUUCAAGAGUCCCAGUCAUUCUUCUCUCCAUCGUACAUUGUGCAAGCAUCGAUAGCCCCGUUUUUUGUUUUUAAAUGAUAACAGAACUGGCAAUACACCCGAAAGGGAAAACGGAUUAAUUUAUUAUAUUGGCAAUCGCUUUCAAAUGCUCUCCCAGUACAGGUUCGCCCAGUUCGCCCAGUAUCAUUGUUUUUUUUUUUUUUGUUAUUACGACGCAUAUUUUAAUCAAUUUUGUUUUAAUUUUCACCUUUUUCCUAAAUUCUUGUUGAGUUUUGAAACAUUUUUCUUUUUAUGCAUUCAUUCUUGUUUUUUUUGUCUUUCCCUCAUUUUUCUCACCUGCAUUUACCUAUGAGCUUUCUGUUUCACAAGUAGUAGUUCAUUCUCAUCUUACCCGAAUAAAGAUGAACUUAUGGAUUUGAUGGAAAAAUAAAGCAUUGAAAAAUACA